Messenger RNA from Acytostelium subglobosum LB1, 2415 nucleotides. RefSeq lists its product as hypothetical. Lineage: Eukaryota; Evosea; Eumycetozoa; Acytosteliales; Acytosteliaceae. The coding region runs from base 1 to 2415 and encodes 804 amino acids. Gene Ontology annotation, cellular component: cytoplasmic ribonucleoprotein granule; nucleus. Gene Ontology annotation, molecular function: RNA endonuclease activity; mRNA binding. The transcript has 2 exons. The record is from RefSeq and is a predicted model, not a curated record.
AUGAAUAGUGACAGCGACAAUGACACGCUGAUCGCUUCAUGUUUCGACUUUAUCGACAUCAAUGACAACUAUGAGAGCGAGAGUGAUGAUGACGAUGUCUUUGUCGACCCGUAUGCAAUGCAUGGCAACACCAUCCACCCGUACAUGAUGAAUGGAAGCCACCCCUACCUGCAUGGCGGCAUAGCCAAUCGCUUCGACCCCAACGAUAAUGACAAUGACAGCGACACGGAAUCGUCCGAAGAUGACGAGUUCAAUCAGUUGGGCGCCCCACGUUCCUCCAUUCAGGGUCAGCCACGUCGAAGAAUGGGUCGCGGUGCCACAAUUGCCAAUCGCAGUGAGAGUGAUGACAGUGAAGACGAGCCCGCCGCCCUGCCACUCAAGGCUCACAGUAUCUCGACCUUCCCUCAAUCGACAUCCUCCCCCAUGGGUGCUCAGGACAGGACAAGGAAGCAGUUUGAGCCAACGUCUGGUGCCGAGGUCCUUUCAGCCUCUGCAUCAACCCCAUCAAAGAAGCAAUCAAACAACCACAACAACAACAACAAUCACUCACAAGGCAGUGGCAAUGGAAGGUACAAGUCCAAAUCAAAGAGUCCAGGCAGUGCCAAGAAGGAGCAACAAGUUGUCAAGAUCCUUCAGAGAAACGACGCCAAUAUAGAACAAGUCAACAAGAUGUUCACUCCAACCAAGACCUCUGCCGCUGCUGCUGACAAGGAUGCCAAGCAGCACACUCCAAGCUCAGAGACUAAGCCCAUCCCUCGUGCCUCCAACAACAGGACACCAAAGAAGGUUGAGCCAAGAGAGAGGACGCCAAAGAAGUCCGCCAGCAACAACAACAGCAACAACAGCAGGAAUGGCACACCAAACUCUGCAGCCACAGCCACAGCAACAUCAACAAGCGAAGUAUCCGCUGCAGCAAAUCAGGAGAGCGUACAACAACAAUUGGACAUUGCAUUGCUGAAGAAGCAGUACAAGGAGGAGAGACUGGUUGGCCGCACAUUGGGCGAGCUCCCCACCGCCUUUGACAUGGACACCGUGACAUUCACCGCGUCCAACCAGUUUGCGUUGCAUGAGAUUGUGUUGGUGCCGCGCUCACGUGGCGGCCUGACCUACGGAAAGAUUCACGAGGUCAUCGCCUCCAACCAGUGUCAUCACGACACAAGCGUGCAUCAUCCCGGAGUCAACUACCGCGCCAUUUACCCAUCCGGCGCCAAGAAGGAGAACCUCUUCAAGGACUUGCCAGCAUCCUACCUCGGCAAGCUGGUCUCACGCGACAAGGUGCCCAAGACCGCCGACUCGAUCGCCAACCUCCCCGCCAACCCGCUGCCAACAACCUCGGCUGCGCCCAUACGUGCAAUCGGUCAAAAGGCAUCGCUGAAGGACUUACACAACCUGGUCUUCUCUCCCGUGAGCAAGUUUGCGCCCAAUCAGAUCGCGCUAGUACCCCGUAGCAAGGGUGGCUUCACAUAUGGAGGCAUACUCAAGGAGUGCAAGGUGCCCUGCAAAGUGGGUGACGUCAAGCAUGAGGUACAAGGAUAUCGCGUGCUUGUUGAGAAGCGCAAAGAGACGACCAUCAUCAAAGACCUGAUCGUUGGCAACAUUGGCAAGAUCUUCAGCGUUGAGAACCAUCACAAGCAUCAGCCUCAUGAGCCUGCACAAGACCAGACUAAGGACGAAACUCAAACACAGUCUCAAGCUCAGGCUCAGGCUCAAACACAGGCACAGGUACAGGCAAGCACCAACGACGACGAUGAGGAUGAUGAUGGCGAGACCAUCCUUUGGAACGGGGAGACCCUUGCCACAACAAAGAGCACCAGUACUACAACUACGAUUGCAGAGACCAACACCAAGCUGUCUCAGCCACCAGUUCCUGGCGCACGCGGCCUCAUUGAGGUGCCUUCCGACUCUGCCGUCUUUCAAAAGUCCAAAAAGAACAGGUCGCCAAUGAUCGUCAUCGAUGGACCAAACGUGGCUUUGAAGUACGGCAACAGCAAGACGUUCUCAGUGUUGGCCAUCAAAAAGGCCAUCGAGUACUACUCGCAGAGAGGCUUCGAAGUGAUCACAUUCGUCCCCGAACAUGUGGCCACGCGCAAGCCAUCCGGCCCCAACGCACCGAUGCGCAUCACUGACUUCCAGCCAUUCGUCGACGACAUGAAGAUGUUCAACGAGCUGGUUGAGAAGGGACUGGUGUGCAUGACGCCGCCCCAGGACUAUGACGACAGCUAUGCCAUUCAGUACGCCAAGAAGCAUGGCGCGAUGAUUGUCACGAACGAUCGAUACAACGACCACAUCAACAAGCAGGAGACAGAGGCCGAGCGUCAGAAGGCCAGGCGAUUCAUCCGUGAGCACUGCAUCUCAUUCACAUUUGCACGCCACGAGUUCCUGCCAAAUCCAGACUUUGUAUUUCCAAACUCUUGA